UUCCAAGAGGCAGCUCAGACGACAGCAUUUCCCAACUAAAUGGCACUCUCCGUAAAUUCAUUGCAACUUUCGGUCAACUUCGACCCCACCUCACACUUCUUCUAUCCCGGCCAAAUACUCUCUCUGUAAAUCUUUUACCCCUCCUCCCCCUCACUUCCACAUCAGCCGCCGUCUAAAAUGGAGCGCUUCCCGGCGACCGCCGCAAUCGCGGCGUUCCUCUGUAUUGCGCUCUCCGGCUUCCUUUCGGUAUCCACCGGCACCCACGAUAUCACCCACAUUCUGGGCGGCCACCCAGAGUUCAGCACCUUCAAUUCCUACUUGACACAGACUCGUCUCGCCGCCGAGAUCAACCGUCGUCAGACCAUAACCGUCUGCGUCGUCAACAAUGCCGGAAUGUCAGAUCUGGGUUCCAAGCACCUCACCACCGGCGCCGUCAAGAACGUCCUCUCGUUACACGUUCUUCUGGACUACUUCGGCGCCGAGAAGCUCCACCGGAUCACCAACGGCACGGUGAUGAUCACUUCUUUGCUCCAGGCAACCGGAUCUGCCAACGGCAUGUCCGGCUUCGUCAACAUCACAGAUCUGAAAGGCGGAAAAGUCGGGUUCUGGCCGAUGGACAACAGUAGAUCCCCACCUGCCACAUUCGUCAAGUCCGUAAUUGAGCAUCCAUACAACAUUUCAGUGAUUCAGAUCAGUCGAGUCUUGACUUCUCCGGAGGCGGAAGCUCCGGCGCCUGGUCCUGCCGAGCUGAAUCUGACUUCUCUGCUGGAAAGUAAAGGCUGCGGAUUGUUCGCCCAUAGUUUGUCGGCCUCCCCUGAUGCUGCAAAGACGUUUGCGGACAGCGUCGACGGCGGAUUAACGAUCUUCUGCCCCUCCGACGACGCGAUGAAGAAAUUCGGGCCGAAGUUCAAGAAAUUGACCGGAGAAGAGAAAGAGUUGCUGCUGGAGUACCAUGGUGUCCCGGUCCACUAUUCUAUUUCGGAUCUGAAGUCACAUAACGGAGAAAUGAACACUUUGGCCACCGGCGAUGGUAAGAAAUACAGUUUCACGGUCCAAAACGACGGAGACGACGUGAAAGUGGAGACGGGGGUUGUGAAUGCGACAAUCAAGGAUGAAAUGCCUAAAGAUUCGCUGGGAAUUCUCACGAUUGAUAAAGUGUUGGAGCCCAAGGAGCUGUUCAAGGCAGUUGCAUCGCCGUCGCCGGCUCCGGCUCCGGCGCCGGAAGCGGACGCAGCGCCUCCGAAGUCCGGGAAGAAAAAGAAGAAGUCCCCUGCGCCAGCGGCGGCUGAUGCUCCAUCCCCGGCUGAUUCUCCGUCGGACUCCCCAGCUGAUGCCCCCAACGACGACGAUGAGACGGCAGAUGACAACGGCGCAGCUGAGUUCAACGGUGGAAGAUUUGUUGCUUCUUUGAUUAUAAGUCUUUGUGUUGCCUUUUUCAUUUGAGCAAGUUUUUCUUUUUUAUGUGUAUGUUGUCCAUUGACAUAUGUUCAGAAUCAUAUUCAUUUUCAUCUUCUUGAUCUUUUCCUAUUUCUAAGAUACAAUGUGACAUAAAAUUGUUUUUUUAAAAGAAAAUGUGUCAUGAAAUUAAUGAAAAAUGUGUGCAUAAGAAUUUGGUUGGUGCAGAUCUCUAUGGUUGAGAAUGAAACAAUUACCUAUCACCUCACAAGGCAAAGGUCUUUCAUUUACUUGAAGAAAAAUAUGCUUCUUGAGGCAAGGUUUUGAUGCAUAUUCUUCUAAUGGCAUCCAUAACAAAAAGGUGGAACGUUU
Molecule: messenger RNA, 1767 nt
Organism: Cuscuta campestris
Lineage: Eukaryota; Viridiplantae; Streptophyta; Magnoliopsida; Solanales; Convolvulaceae
Source: the annotation of a GenBank genome assembly